AUGGGGGGGGGGGGUUUUGGGUUUGAAGGGGUUUUGGGGGGGUGGGGGGUGAGGGAGGGGAAGAGGGGGGAUAAGGAGGGUUGUAGAGUUAGGGUGAAGAAUAAGAUAGAAGAUGGGGGGGAGGAUGAAAGAGGAGAGAGGGGUAAAGAGAGGGGGGGGGGUGGAAUUGUGGGUAGGAGGAGAAGGGGUGGGGGUGAUGGAAGGGUGAGGGAUGGGGGGGGAGGGGGGGAUUUGGGGGGGGUGGGAAAGGGGGUAUAG
Knipowitschia caucasica is the source of this 258-nucleotide messenger RNA. Lineage: Eukaryota; Metazoa; Chordata; Actinopteri; Gobiiformes; Gobiidae. The record is from the annotation of a GenBank genome assembly.